Molecule: messenger RNA, 234 nt
Organism: Trichoderma citrinoviride
Lineage: Eukaryota; Fungi; Ascomycota; Sordariomycetes; Hypocreales; Hypocreaceae
Exons: 1
Coding region: 1-234 (77 amino acids)
Source: RefSeq, a predicted model, not a curated record
AUGCCUUCCAAGGGACAAAGCUGGUGGGCCCGCCACUGCACCCCGCGACCCCCCAUCAACCCCGUCGUCGCCUGUCCCUGCCACCACUGCUACAACAUGGUCGCCGAGGAGCUUGACUACCCCAAGUCGUCCCACAGCUCUCGCUCCAGCACGCCCGCUCCCUCGCGGCCCGUCAGCCCGACCGGCCGCGUGGUGAACCCUGCCUCGUCUACGCAUGUCGAGCUGAAGCAGUAG